Phyllopteryx taeniolatus (common seadragon) is the source of this 2308-nucleotide messenger RNA. RefSeq names its product transmembrane protein 51b (gene tmem51b). Lineage: Eukaryota; Metazoa; Chordata; Actinopteri; Syngnathiformes; Syngnathidae. The record is from RefSeq and is a predicted model, not a curated record. The transcript has 5 exons. Bases 655 to 1500 code for a protein of 281 amino acids.
AAGUCUGCUGGAAAACGCAUUGAACACCAAAGAGUUCACUAACUGGUCAUAAUGAGGAUUUCAUCCAUCCAUCCAUCCAUCCAUCCAUCCAUUUUCUGAGCCGCUUCUCCUCACUAGGGUCGCGGGCGUGCUGGAUCCUAUCCCAGCAAUCAUCGGGCAGGAGGCGGGGUACAACAACAAUGCAGGUCAUUUUGGUUUUCGUGCCCCCCACAAACAUGGAAUGUGCCAACACUUUGCCCCCACUAGCUUUAACGUCACCGUAGACAGGCAAGUGUAAGAGGGCGUGUCGUAUCUGCCUACAUUUCAGAUCUAUGCGCGCUCCGGCAGGAAACAAGGAGGUUUGCCAGGUUGAACGAAGGCGGUGGUGUGGACUAAAGUUCCUCUCAACUCAUUAAAACUCUGGGAUAAACACACAUUCGCUGCUUUUAAAUCGUACAGCUGUACUGCCGAGCAACCUUCUUUUAUUUGACUUGUAUUUAUUAUUAUUAUUAUUAUUAUUAUUAUUUUUGCCUACGUAUGUGCGCGUGAGCUGGGCGAACACACCUGCGUGACUUAGAUUGCUGAAAGAAGUCCAUCGAGAGAUUUGCUGAAGGUGGUGGCACAAUUGAGUCCAAACAUGUACACUUACAACAACAUACAGCGCAUCCUGCACGGAUGUGUUCCAGUCGGGGUAUUUGCAGCAGCGGCGAGCGAGCCGCCAACCGGUCUUCCCGCUCCCAGAGCACCGGUUCGGGAGCUCACUAUGCCCUGUGCGCCCUGGGAGUGGGCCUCAUUGCGCUGGGCGUGGUCAUGAUCGUGUGGACGGUGAUCCCCGUCGACGGGGAGGCGUCGGGCGGCUCCACCAACUCGUCCAGCAACUCCACCGUAAAUGGAGGCGAUGAUGACAACGACGGCAAAGAAGGGGAGCUCUCCAAGUCGUCAUCGGUCGCCAUGGUGCUGGUGGGCGUCGGCCUCGCCAUGCUGCUGCUGUCCAUUUGUCUUGGCGUUCGGAGCAAGCGUAGAGCGAAUAACAGCAGCGAGCAAACUACUGCGCCAGCUUUCAUGGACCACGUGGCCGGCGAGCAGGAAGAAGUUCCAGAUCCGGCCGCAUUCAACGUUCCGAGCUACGAGGAGGUGGUCGGCAGCAGCGACUACCCCGUGCGUCAGAGCAACCUCCGCCAGAGCAACACCCACCUGCCGUCCUACGAGGACAUCAUCGCGGCCGUGGAGAACGAGGGCAUGGACCAGCCCGCCGAGGACUCCCCUCUCAACGACACGGCGCCGCAGCCGCCCGCCGCCGAGCACCAGGCCGACGCCGCCCGUCAGCCCAGCCUGCCGGCACGCAGCGCCAGCCGAGCCAGCCGCCUGCUGCGCCCCUUGCGGGUGAGGCGGAUCAAGUCGGACAAGCUGCACCUGAAGGACUUCCGCAUCCAAAUCCGCAGCCCCACGCACAACCCGGUGACCAUCGAGCCCAUCACGCCGCCGCCGCAGUAUGACAACAGGCCGCCGGAACUGGGAUGAAUGCAAUUAUCUCUGGACUGAGAAUCCAGUUUUUCCAAUGUUGGUACUAAAAAAAGUAGGUUAGAUGUUGCUGGGAGCGGCCAAGGAAACCAGUCACGAGACCAUCUCCUUGGCAAGGAACUUUGUCAGAUGUGUUCUGUUACCACGCAUUUCUGCUCCUGUGUGAGUUACACCAAAACCACCGAAAUUUAAGUACAACAUGUAACAUUUAUUAUGAGGAUACAAGUGUAGUGUUUCAAGGGCAAAAAAAAAAGAAAAGGGAAUUAAGUAUAUUACCGACGAGUGUCACCUAUACAAGCUUUUCAUAAUGUUGUCUUAAUGAAGAAGAUGCACUGUGAAUGAGGAAUUAUUUGUGAAUGUGCUUUUAAAUGUCUUUAAGUGGCUCAAGUUGAACAUUGUCAAGUCGAAUGUCCUCUUGAGGGUGUGUCGCAAUACUGGAACAUUAAAUAAGAAUAUGUGGAAUAUUUGCUGUGGUCCUGUAAUAAGAUAAGGUAAUGGUUUGCGUUCUUUAAGGCAUUUUGUGUUGUUAAAAUAAAUCAUCUUUCAGUUGCAUUAUGCUUUUAAUUAGACAAUUUAAAGCAGCUAUUUCAAUGCAACGUUACUGAUGCCUUGUGUGAUUUUGUUUUUUACCCACGCUGGAAUCGGUGCUCUUUUUAGGUUGACCUCGUUAAUUUAUUCCUUUAAUCUGGCCUACUGUCAAAAGGAAUGGCAGUCCAGACUAAUGGAGUAAAUUAGAGACGCUGCAAGUGUAUUUAUGUUCCGAAAUAUUGUCUUUUAUGGUCUCAUAAUAAAAUCUACAGUAUCUGUA